Sordaria macrospora k-hell is the source of this 723-nucleotide messenger RNA. NCBI's taxonomy places the organism in Eukaryota, Fungi, Ascomycota, Sordariomycetes, Sordariales, Sordariaceae. The record is from RefSeq and is a predicted model, not a curated record.
AUGUCCGCUCCCAAGGUCCUCGUCGUGCUCACCUCCCACGACAAGCUCGGUGAUAUCGGCAAGCCUACCGGUUGUCCGAAUUCGCCCCACCCCUACGACGUCCUCCACUCCGCCUCCGUCUCCCUAACCGUCGCUUCUCCCUCGGGCGGUCGCUCGGCCGUCGACCCUUCCUCCAUCGACGCCGCCAAGGACGACGCCAUCUCCAUCAACUUUCUGAAGUCAGAAGCCACCAAGCCGCUCUUCGAAUCGACCCGGCCCUUGUCCGACUUCGUCGGCAACCCCUCUGCCAUCGCGCCCUAUUCUGCCAUUUUCUUCCCUGGAGGGCACGGUCCCAUGUUCGAUCUCUCUGUUUCCCUGGAGUCUCAGCAGUUGGUGCGUGAGUUCUGGGAUGCGGGCAAGGUAGUAGCCGCGGUGUGCCAUGGCCCGGCGGCGCUGGUGAAUGUUGAACUCAAAGAUGGGAGCAAGUUGCUGCAGGGACACAAGGUUACCGGUUUCACGAACGAGGAGGAGGAGCAGGUUGGUCUGACGAAGGCGAUGCCCUUUUUGCUGGAGGAUAAGCUUAAGGAGGCGAUCGGAACGGAGGGUGGGUUCGAGAAGGCCGAUGCGCCGUGGGGAGAGAAGGUCGUUGUUGAUGCGGGUGGACGGUUGAUUACGGGCCAGAACCCGGCGAGCGCGAAGGGAGUCGGUGAGGCCAUUUUGAGGAUUAUUACUGCACGGGUUUAA